Molecule: messenger RNA, 1962 nt
Organism: Parathielavia appendiculata
Lineage: Eukaryota; Fungi; Ascomycota; Sordariomycetes; Sordariales; Chaetomiaceae
Product: putative O-methylsterigmatocystin oxidoreductase
Exons: 1
Coding region: 237-1889 (550 amino acids)
Molecular function (GO): oxidoreductase activity, acting on paired donors, with incorporation or reduction of molecular oxygen; iron ion binding; heme binding
Source: RefSeq, a predicted model, not a curated record
UGGACGUUGCACAGAAAGGACUGUGCAUUGUUGAGUGUCUGACUCGGAACGCAUAGGAGACUUGUGGUCACUCCUUCUAAUGAUGAAAGAAAUCAAUUGGUGAAUAAAACCUCUGUGGUCGGUUCUCAGUCCGUGUCUCGUGCACUACGCGAACUCUGUUUACCUUGGCCCCAUUAUCUCGCAGUUAAAUCCAACAAAUUCCAGUCAACCGCCACAUCUUCUCCGUUAACACCAAGAUGGAUACAAUCUCUCGUCUAUGCCAAAACCACCCCCUCAUAACGCUCCCCGCGCUCUUUGGCCUCGCGGUUUGGCUGAUAGCAUGGCUGCGCCGCGACCGCCGGCUGGGCACAAUCCCUGGCCCUAAGGGGAGAUACCCCUUUAUCGGCGUCGGCUUCAAACUCCCACCCAAAGCGCCUGUUCUAUUCCGCCAAUGGGCUCAGACAUAUGGCGAUGUCUUCAAGAUCCGGGUAGGCUGGUACGACUGGGUCGUCAUCAACACCCCAGAAGCCAUCCGAGAGAUCCUCGAGAAACAAUCCGUCGUCACGUCCUCCAAGCCCCCUUCUCCGAUGGGCCACGACGUCGUGACGGGCGGCAAUCGGAUGCCCACCAUGUCGUACGGGCCCCGCUGGCGUGCCCUCCGCACCAUGAUUCGCCAGAUGACCACGGUGCCCAUGACGGCCUCGUUCAUACCGAGCCAGGAGUUCGAGGCCAAGCAGCUGCUCUUCGACCUCGCCAACGACAACGCGGACCAGCGCAGCUUCUACCAGCACAUGCGCCGCUUCGCCUUCAGCAUCAUCAUGACAAACACGUUUGGCACGCGCGUCAAGAGCUGGGACCACCCGGACGCCCAGAACGCAGUCAAGAGCCAGGCGAUACUCCGGGCCACAUCUCGUCCCGGUGCGUUCCUCGUGGACGAACUCCCGCCUCUUGCGCGCCUGCCGCGGUGGCUGCAGCCCGGUCGACGAGCAGCAGAGGAAGCGGCAAAGCAAGUACUGGACAUCAAGAUGGCACUGUGGCGGCGCCUGGCAAAGGAAGUCGAAGCCGGCACAGCGCCCCACUGCUACGCCCGCGACAUCUUCACGAGCAGGGAGUACUGGUACGCCCAGGGGCUGACCGAGGAGCAGCUGGCAUGGGUGUCCACGGGCAUUGUCGAGGCAGGGUUUGAGACGACGGCAGCCACGCUUAACAGCCUGGUCCUCCACCUUGCCGCAAACCGGCGCGUGCAAGACGCUGCGCAGGAGGAGCUGAUGCGCGUCGUUGGGCCGCAUCGACUACCCACGCUGGCCGACAUGCGCGACCUGCCGUACGUGCGCGCCUGCGUCAAGGAGAUGCUGCGCAUGAACCCGAUCCUGUCGCCCGGGAUCCGGCACUAUGCAGACCAAGACGUGGUGUACAAGGGGCAUGUGAUUCCCAAGGGCACGGUUCUGGUUGCGAACACGGCCUUUCUGCACUAUGAUCCUCAGCGAUUCGAAAACCCGUUCGAGUUUGUGCCGGAGCGCUACCUGGGGCAUUCACUGUACAGUUCCGAGUACGCGGCUAUGAGUGACCCGUACAAGCGCGAUCAUUUCACGUUCAGCACGGGCAGGAGAACAUGUCCUGGCGCAAGGCUGGCGGAGAAUUCGCUCAACAUUGCGCUGGCAGGAAUUCUGUGGGCAUUUGAGAUACGGCCGCCGCUUGACGGGAAAGGCUUCGAGGGGCAAGUGGAUUUGGGUGAGAAUGCGUACCCGGAUGCCGGAUUCAUGAUACCGAAACCGUUUGCUGCUCGAUUCAUUCCCAGAGGGGAGGAGAGAACGCGAAUUCUGGAGGGCGCUUGGGAGGCGGCAAUGAAAGAGGGCUACGAACUGAGGGGGGUUCCGGUGGAUGUGGAUGGCAUGGUUCAGCAGUACUGAGACAGCACAAGUGGAGAUGUGUAAAAAACCAGUCUAUACCGGGCAGUCUAGUCUCAGGUAUUCAACUCUUUUA